Homo sapiens (human) is the source of this 956-nucleotide messenger RNA. NCBI's taxonomy places the organism in Eukaryota, Metazoa, Chordata, Mammalia, Primates, Hominidae. The record is from the annotation of a RefSeq genome assembly.
AUACCCAUGGCCAACCUCCUACUCCUCAUUGUACCCAUUCUAAUCGCAAUGGCAUUCCUAAUGCUUACCGAACGAAAAAUUCUAGGCUAUAUACAACUACGCAAAGGCCCCAACGUUGUAGGCCCCUACGGGCUACUACAACCCUUCGCUGACGCCAUAAAACUCUUCACCAAAGAGCCCCUAAAACCCGCCACAUCUACCAUCACCCUCUACAUCACCGCCCCGACCUUAGCUCUCACCAUCGCUCUUCUACUAUGAACCCCCCUCCCCAUACCCAACCCCCUGGUCAACCUCAACCUAGGCCUCCUAUUUAUUCUAGCCACCUCUAGCCUAGCCGUUUACUCAAUCCUCUGAUCAGGGUGAGCAUCAAACUCAAACUACGCCCUGAUCGGCGCACUGCGAGCAGUAGCCCAAACAAUCUCAUAUGAAGUCACCCUAGCCAUCAUUCUACUAUCAACAUUACUAAUAAGUGGCUCCUUUAACCUCUCCACCCUUAUCACAACACAAGAACACCUCUGAUUACUCCUGCCAUCAUGACCCUUGGCCAUAAUAUGAUUUAUCUCCACACUAGCAGAGACCAACCGAACCCCCUUCGACCUUGCCGAAGGGGAGUCCGAACUAGUCUCAGGCUUCAACAUCGAAUACGCCGCAGGCCCCUUCGCCCUAUUCUUCAUAGCCGAAUACACAAACAUUAUUAUAAUAAACACCCUCACCACUACAAUCUUCCUAGGAACAACAUAUGACGCACUCUCCCCUGAACUCUACACAACAUAUUUUGUCACCAAGACCCUACUUCUAACCUCCCUGUUCUUAUGAAUUCGAACAGCAUACCCCCGAUUCCGCUACGACCAACUCAUACACCUCCUAUGAAAAAACUUCCUACCACUCACCCUAGCAUUACUUAUAUGAUAUGUCUCCAUACCCAUUACAAUCUCCAGCAUUCCCCCUCAAACCUA